Molecule: messenger RNA, 3565 nt
Organism: Sciurus carolinensis (gray squirrel)
Lineage: Eukaryota; Metazoa; Chordata; Mammalia; Rodentia; Sciuridae
Gene: Csnk1d
Product: casein kinase 1 delta
Exons: 10
Coding region: 314-1543 (409 amino acids)
Biological process (GO): non-motile cilium assembly; positive regulation of proteasomal ubiquitin-dependent protein catabolic process; signal transduction
Cellular component (GO): nucleus; cytoplasm; spindle microtubule
Molecular function (GO): protein serine/threonine kinase activity; ATP binding
Source: RefSeq, a predicted model, not a curated record
CAGCGCGAUGGCGGCGGCUCCUUUAGGCAGCUGAAGGGGGACUUAGGCCCGGAAGAUCCGAGUCCAUCCGCGGCGGGGAGAAGGCAAGCGGGGCCGGCAGGGGCCGGAGCAGCGGCGGCGGCGCUCGGACUGUCCCAUCCGCCCCGUAUUGAGGCGCUGGGAGCGGCGGGGCGGCCGGAAAGCGAUGGUGAAAGCGGGGCCGUGAGGGGGGCGGAGCCGGACCGGAUCCGCAGUAGCGGCAGCAGCGGCGCCGCCUCCCGGAGCGCAGACCCAGGAAGCGGCCGGGCGGGCAGGAGCGAACCGUACCGCCGCCAUGGAGCUAAGGGUCGGGAACAGGUACCGGCUGGGCCGCAAGAUCGGCAGCGGCUCCUUCGGAGACAUCUAUCUUGGUACGGAUAUUGCUGCAGGAGAAGAGGUUGCCAUCAAGCUUGAAUGUGUCAAAACCAAACACCCUCAGCUCCACAUUGAGAGCAAAAUCUACAAAAUGAUGCAAGGAGGAGUGGGCAUCCCUACUAUCAGAUGGUGUGGGGCUGAGGGGGACUACAACGUCAUGGUGAUGGAGCUGCUGGGACCCAGCCUGGAAGACCUCUUUAACUUCUGCUCCAGGAAGUUCAGUCUCAAAACUGUCCUGCUGCUCGCUGAUCAAAUGAUUAGUCGUAUUGAAUACAUUCAUUCAAAGAACUUCAUCCAUCGAGAUGUGAAGCCGGAUAACUUCCUCAUGGGCCUAGGGAAGAAGGGCAAUCUGGUCUACAUCAUCGACUUUGGGCUGGCCAAGAAGUAUCGGGAUGCAAGGACCCACCAGCACAUCCCAUACCGAGAGAACAAGAACCUCACUGGGACGGCGCGGUACGCCUCCAUCAACACACACCUUGGAAUCGAACAAUCUCGAAGGGACGACCUGGAGUCUCUGGGGUACGUGCUGAUGUACUUCAACCUGGGCUCUCUCCCCUGGCAGGGGCUGAAGGCCGCCACCAAGAGGCAGAAGUAUGAGAGGAUCAGUGAGAAGAAGAUGUCCACUCCCAUUGAAGUGCUGUGCAAAGGCUAUCCCUCUGAGUUUGCCACAUACCUGAACUUUUGCCGUUCCUUGCGCUUUGAUGACAAACCUGACUACUCCUACCUGAGGCAGCUCUUCAGAAAUCUGUUCCAUCGCCAGGGCUUCUCCUAUGACUACGUGUUCGACUGGAACAUGCUCAAGUUUGGUGCCAGCCGGGCCGCAGAUGACGCUGAACGGGAACGCCGGGACCGAGAGGAGCGAUUGAGACACUCCCGGAAUCCAGCCACCCGCGGCCUCCCUUCCACAGCCUCUGGCCGCCUGCGGGGGACCCAGGAAGUGGCUCCCCCGACACCCCUGACCCCUACCUCACACACGGCCAACACCUCUCCUCGGCCUGUCUCUGGCAUGGAACGAGAGCGGAAAGUGAGCAUGCGGCUGCACCGUGGGGCCCCAGUCAAUGUCUCCUCCUCGGAUCUCACGGGCCGACAAGAUACCUCUCGCAUGUCCACCUCACAGAAUAGCAUUCCUUUCGAACACCACGGCAAGUAGCUGCUCGUCUCCGCGGAAGGCAGCACUGGAUUCCCGGUCGGGUGGCUUCCAGCGGUCUUCAGUCUGUCGUGCACCGAUGAGACUCCUUUUUGCUGUGAAGGGCAGACAAUGCAUGGCUGAUCUACUCUGUUACCAAUGGCUUUACUAGUGACACGCCCCCCGGUCUAGACCCGAAAUGUUAACGCCGGGAGCCCUCCAGGCCACUUACCCAGAGACGCUCAUGGGGAAUCAAAACAAACUAAACGGACAGGCUCUGAGAGCCGCCAUCGCCAGGGGCUGCCGGCAUGGCCCCCACGUGAGCCCAGUUUCCACGGGGCUGGGCAGAAGAGCAGAGUGUGGGAGACUUGCAUAGAGACCCAACUCCCUGCCAAGAGCCUCAGCUCCCUCCAGUGGUGGCGAACCUGUGCUCCCUGACGACCCCACUGCAACUACCAGUCUUCUACUUGGUUAAGACAGUUUUGUAUCAUUUUGCUAAAAAUUACUGGCUUAAAUCUGUGUAAAGAAAUCUGUCUUUUUAUUGUUUCUUUCUUGUCUGUUUUGCGGUCUUAAAAAAAGAUGUUGAUUUUGAAGACUCCUGAGACAGACACUGGCUGGAGGUCUGUGUGAGAUGGAGCCAGGCAGAAGAGGGGCACGUGAAGGACAGGGUGUGUGUUCCGUUUGUUUCCUCGUGCUGUGUUGUCCGUGGAGAGGCGGUCUCGUCAGGCUGUGGUCACGUGCACCUGUGUGCCUCGCUGGCCCUCCUUCUGCAGGCCCAGAUGCCUGCUCAAAUGCGGGCUGGGCUCAGGCUUCCGGGAAUAGGGGCGUGGGGGCCAGGGCUCUGAGGGGCUCAGCCAGAAGCCUGGGGAGCUCCAAGAGUCAAAGUUGGAUGUGCGUUCCUGAUUUUCUGGGGAGAGGACUGAAUCAGACACCCCGAGGUCCUGUUGGGGGUCCUAUGUGGUUUUUUGGUGGUGGUGGUGGUUCCACUCUGCCUUUGGCUUUGGGAAGUUUCCGAACAGACUUAACACUGCUGUGCACAUGGGCACUGUCACCGCCUCUGCUCGAAGCCAGGGAAGCAGGUUGUCCUCAGACUCCAGGGUGUGCUGAAGGGAACCCACCCCGAAGUGCCAAGCGUCAGGUACCUGUCCAGCUGCACUGAAAACCUUCACCUCCAGAAAGGUGGCUCCACCUACUUCAUGACCUUGGGCUGGACAUCUGUGAAGAGGCAGCCCCUGUGAUCCCCUCUGGUCUCUCCCGUCCUGUCCUAUUGGCACUGGCUGCUCUGCUGCUGCUGUAGCUGCAGCUUAAGAUGCUCUUCCCUGCUGAGGUUCUGAGGCACCCCCGGGAGGUGAGGUGCGGUAUACGUGUGCACGGGUCCGUUUCCAUUUCUUUUGCCAACCUGUGGAGAGAGUGCUGCUGGGAAUCGGCACCCUUGGUGGGGCCUGGCAGUGCCACAGUGGCUUUCCCUCCUUCCCCAGAGCUCCCUGCACAGCACUGGGGUAGGCUGCUGGUAUGUGGUGGCAUCCCCAAGCACAGUGGUGCUGUCCAGUGGGCCAUUUGUCUUUCUGAGCCUGCGAGUGCUUUUUCCUGAAUCCUGAGCUGGUUACUCUGUAAGCAUUUUAGAGUGUGGGGCCUGACUGGGUGGGCCGUGUGUCUGGGAGUGCAAAGGGAGUUUGGGGCGGGUCUCAGUGAGUUUGAGGUUUUCAUGGUGGCGAACCCGUUAAUCAGUUUGGGCCUUCGCCUCUCAGUAGCCGUCCUGUAUGGCAGGUACCCUUUGUCAAUACCCAUGGUCCCAACAUGGUUCCAGGAGGGUGGAGCCUCGACCUGGGACUGCUGGCUGUGCUGGGAGCAGACCCGUCCUGACCCCUCGGGUAUGGCUGUGACAGUUCUCGCCCAGAUUGUAACCCCGUCAUGACUGGCAGGCAAUGUAGUUAGAGUGUGUAUCAUCCUGUGUCUUGUGACCAGUCUCUGAGCUGUGCAUUUGUACUACCACUGUAUUUGUGUACUUUAACAAUUAUGUAAAUAAUAAAUUCAUAAUGACUUCUA